Molecule: messenger RNA, 812 nt
Organism: Cuscuta epithymum
Lineage: Eukaryota; Viridiplantae; Streptophyta; Magnoliopsida; Solanales; Convolvulaceae
Source: the annotation of a GenBank genome assembly
AUUUGGGUGACCUUCAACGCAACCGAAAGAAAGAGAUUGUGAAAGGACAUCCUUCUUCGUGAGGCAAAUGUAAAGGGCAUGUCGGGUCUUCUACUCAAAAGCCGAGAUGAUUUUGACACGUCUUACAAUCGAAGAGAUGCGAUGUCCGACGACCAACUGGCUCAAAUAUUUAAUUUCCAACAAGAAGACAUUUCCGAGAUUGAGGAAGAGCUCGAGGAUCACGAUGACGAUGGGGAGCCGGCAAUAGUCGAAGAGGAACAAGGCGACGAGAAAACCCCUGACGAGGAGGAGGAAGAAGAUGUUGGUCCAUCCCAACCAGGUAAAAAAUUCAAAUAUGUUCUUUUUAUAAAACAUUUUGAUAAGAAAAAGAAUAUGCCGACAAUAAGUGGUAUGCAACUUGCAAACAUUGUAAGCAAGUAUUGAGCUUGGGGUGUCGAUGGGAUACAACGGCGCUCAUAGGCAUUUGAAGGCCCGAUACCCCACAGAGGCGACGAAACUGAAAGGCAAGAGGACACAAAUACAAAUAUCGAGGUAGGGUUUUUCAUCAGCGUUGUGCAUGCCAUAUUCUUAGUUUAUGUGUGAAAGAUGGUUUAACUGCGAUAGGAACUGUGGUGGAGAACGUGAAGUGGGCUGUUAGGCUUAUUUGGGAUAAGACUCAUUUGCUUCCAUGAUUGAUUGAAGGCCCGACAUAGAACUCAAAAACUUUGCAUCACCCCCGACCGCCACUUCAUGGAGAAAACGACAAUAGACAAUAGACGCUGGCGGAAGUUCUGACGAUUAGCAUUGAUGUUUGGAAUUAUUCUCAAUCCUUA